Molecule: messenger RNA, 2250 nt
Organism: Clupea harengus (Atlantic herring)
Lineage: Eukaryota; Metazoa; Chordata; Actinopteri; Clupeiformes; Clupeidae
Gene: fndc4b
Product: fibronectin type III domain containing 4b
Cellular component (GO): plasma membrane; extracellular region
Molecular function (GO): protein binding
Source: RefSeq, a predicted model, not a curated record
GCGGACGCAUCGCUCACGGGAGAAAUAGUUGAGAGAAAACACUGCGUGCGCAAUACAGGGGUUUGGACGCCAUUUGAGUGUUCGUCAUCCCUCAUACGUGGUCAGUUUGUAUCAGAUUGUGUUUACCUUCAUCAAGAUAAUCGAUGACCCGGCUUAGGGUCCAAACCGAAGGAACCCUCCGAGGUCUUCAAUUUAGAUCAACGCUAUAGCCGGAGUUCUGUCAUAUUGCAAAUCACCAGCAAGGUGCGUAAUUGUUGUGAGACACAACGGGUACCAUAACGGUUCCCAUUCAUUGAAACCGUAAAAACUGAAUAGCUGCCGAAUUACGAGUGGACAAAUUUUGAAUGAGAUCUAGAAGAUCAGCUGUUCAAACCAGUGGUGACAUUUGCACAGGUAUGACGGUGACAUGAGCGAUCCUGAACUUCUACCUAAUCAAGAAACGACGGUAUCAGAACCGAUCUGAUGUUGGACUGAAGAGCAUUACAGGGAGUAAAGGGAUGGAGAGGUGAAGGACGAGUCCCUUCAAGGAUUUUAUAUCAGCUGCGGAGCGACAGCGCUUUGUGGAAAAUGACACCCCUUUUUCUACAUGUGAUUUUAAUUAUGUGUGGAGGUCACAUACUUUAUGCAGGGGCAAAUCGGCCUGCUGCCCCCGUGAACGUCUCCAUCACGCACCUGCGGGCUGACUCGGCUACCGUGUCUUGGAACAUUGUGGACGUAGAUGUUGUCAUUGGCUACGCUAUCUCACAGCAGAGGCAGGAUGGCUUGGCACAGAGGUUCAUCAGCGAGGUAAACACCACUAGCCGGGCGUGUGUGCUCUGGAACCUGGAUGAAGAUACCGAUUACAUCAUUCAGGUCCAAUCUAUUGGCAUGCAUGGCGAGAGUCAAGCAAGCAAGAGGAUCCAUUUCAGAACACUGGAGAAGUCAGAUCACUUUCAGUCUAGCUUAAUGGACCAAGAUGACCCAUCAGUGGAGGGUCUAGACAUGACCAGACAGUUGCAGACUGGAGAGAUGGUCAUCGUCAUGACAGUACUAAUCAUGUGGGCAGCUGUCAUAGGUCUGUUCUGUAGGCAGUAUGACAUCAUCAAAGACAAUGACUCCAACAACCACAGCAAAGAGAAGGCCAAGCCCCCCUCAGAACACAGUACUCCCGACUACCACCACGGAGGGUUAUUAGGGAGUAAAUUUCAAAGGACCGCAUCAUCAAUCAGCAUCAUCAAGGUUUGACCCAAGCCUCCACCAGGCCAAGCCUCCUCUUACUUACUCCCUACCUCUACAUGUAUAAGACUACUAACUGGCCUAGGCAACCACUUUUAGUACCUGUCCCUGGCUCAUACCUAGAGUAGCAACCUCUUACCUGUCCUAGUCCAAAAGGUGUAGCUAAGACACCCACUUGACUCCUGACCUAGUCUCCUAAACCUCACACAACAGAUCUAGUGUCCUCCCACCUGACCAGGACUCCUCUGAGGUGACCCCUGCGGCCGUUUAAUCCUGCAGGCUACUCUUAUCCGAGCAGGACAGGGAUCACCUGAUCCCCACCUGACCUGGCAACACUGGCCCCUCCUGACCCUGUGCACAUCCAGAUCAACGCUUGACUCAGCUGAACCAAAUCCCUCCCAUGAGCACCGUUCUUUCCCAGCUGGAGUUCCAUCUUAACAGAGCACUGGCCAUUUGACUGCACAGCGCACAGCGCUGGUUCAUUGCAUUCUUCCUAAUGUGACUACUUAGUCACCUCAAGGCAUACAAAGCCAGGUUUGGGUGUCAUAAAUACAUCUAGCAGUGAUCCAACAGUAACAUCUGAUGAAGUUUGAGUAGCCUACAUGGACCCUGCUUGAAUUCCAACGAAUGGUUGUUUUCAGAAGGGCGAUACUUGUGUGUGUGUGUGACUUAUUUUCUAUAAGGCUCUGUAUAAUGUUAUAUGAAAAGCAUGGGUAUUAGGAGAGUACGCUAAUUAGAUUACUCACAAAAUGAUGUUUGUAUGUUUAUGGAACUCUGUAGUAUUACUAUUAUGGAGAAAACUGCCAGGAACCAUUUCCAUUUAAAUAUUAUGUCUGACAAAUGGAUUGAAAUGGGCUUGUCUGAAAAUUGCCACAUUCAGAGAGAAACAAUGAGGCCUACAGAACAGUCACACCCGUUGUCUUAACACUGUCAAAUCAGAUGGUUUAUUUAUUUCAUUACAGAUAUGGGGGUAAAUACGAUUUUGUAAGUAUAUUAAGUUGCACUUGUUCUGUACAUUAAAACACUCUAAAAUGA